Messenger RNA from Haliotis rubra (blacklip abalone), 1627 nucleotides. RefSeq names its product aldo-keto reductase family 1 member B1-like. The transcript is spliced from 11 exons. Lineage: Eukaryota; Metazoa; Mollusca; Gastropoda; Lepetellida; Haliotidae. The coding region runs from base 196 to 1131 and encodes 311 amino acids. The record is from RefSeq and is a predicted model, not a curated record. Gene Ontology annotation, molecular function: aldose reductase (NADPH) activity. Gene Ontology annotation, cellular component: cytosol.
UCACUGUACCUGCGUUCCACGGUAUCAUGGAGAUAUUUGUCCAGGAGUUUGAUAACGUUUUAUUUCACCGGUGCUCGUGUCGGGUGAACACUCUCUGGCAAAACGACCGCUGAAUAAGCAUUACUGCUGCAAUCGUCUGUCCGGUGAGUUGUGUUUGAAGACUUUCUUGUCAAGUGCUGAGAGGGCAGUUUCAAGAUGGCGGACAGAGUACCUUCCAUACGUCUGAACAGCGGUUACGACAUGCCUAUGCUGGGCUUAGGAACCUACAACAGUUUCCGGCCAAACGAGGUUGGUGAUGCCGUGAAAGCUGCAAUACAGAUGGGAUACCGUCAGAUUGACACAGCCUGGAUCUAUCAAACGGAACAGGAAAUCGGAGUCGCCAUUAAAGAACUGAUUAAAGAAGGAAAAAUAAAGAGGGAAGAGCUGUUUAUUGUGACGAAGAUUUGGGGCCACUGUCACGAACCAGAUCAGGUCGAGCCAGCGUGUCGGAAGUCACUGGAGGCCCUGGACAUGGAUUAUGUAGAUCUGUACCUGAUACACUUUCCCGUGGCCUACGUUGACAAGGAAAGGACCAAGCCGACCAUGACGGACUACCUGGACACGUGGAGAGCCAUGGAGAAGCUGGUGGACAAGGGCCUUGUCAGAUCUAUCGGCGUCUCCAACUUCAAUGCACAACAGCUGGAUAGGAUUCUCAAAAUGGACGGUCUCAAGUACAAGCCUGCAAAUAACCAGGUGGAGAUAACUCCAUACCUGGCCCAGGACGACCUCCUGCAGUUCUCCCUGAAGAACGGCAUCUCAACUACUGGUUAUGGGCCGUUCGGAGCGCCGGGACAGGUGUAUAUACCCAAGGAUGCCCCAAAGUUCCUCGAACACCCAACCAUUGUCGAUAUCGGAAAGAAAUAUGGCAAAUCUUCAGCUCAGGUGAUCCUCAGAUGGGGCAUACAGAGAGGCUAUGCUUUGGUUCCUAAGAGUACGAAUCCAUCUCGUCUGGCCCAGAACAUGGAUAUAUUUGACUUUGAGCUCAGCAAGGAGGAUAUGAAGGCAAUGCUAGCUCUGGACAAAGGCUACAGAGUCAACCAUGAACAGUUCCUACCAUGGAAAGACCAUCCCUUUUAUCCCUUUGAGAAGUAAACGUGCACGGCACAGUCAAACAAUCGACGACGGUCAGUUUAUUGUCUGCAAGAGUUGUAACCAAUAUGUCAUAAUUAUAUGAAGAGAAAUUAGCUGACAUGAAGAAGUGAACUGGGACAGCACAGAUUACAAAGUCAGAAAAUCACCACGGCCAGAGAAUUGUCUGCAACAGAGCUUCCUAUUAUUUGUGUGGUCGUCUUCAGUAUGAAACAAAAGCAUUUGGACUGUAAUUGUAAGGACUUUGAAUAAAUAUAUAUCAUGAUGACAUUGUAUACUUACGAAAUGUAAUUUAGUUUCCCAUGUAAUUAAGUAAUUAAUUAGUGAAUUCAGGGAGCUGAGGAUACAAAUCUGUAGUGUACGGUAGUGGACUGUAAACUGCCUGUGAUAAACAUGCAGCAUCGCUUUGAGCAUUAUAUAUGGUGCAUUUAUUAUAGAUAUGUACAUCAAUGAAUGAAGGAUAUGAUAAUAAAAAUCCAUCCGCAAAAAAAUACAUUGA